Messenger RNA from Prorocentrum cordatum, 1612 nucleotides. NCBI's taxonomy places the organism in Eukaryota, Dinophyceae, Prorocentrales, Prorocentraceae. The record is from the annotation of a GenBank genome assembly.
UUCUGCGGUCGCAUAUGGGCAGGCGGUUGAGCGAACGAGCAGUCUGGAGGGAAAAAGACUAUGCAUGCCACGCCGCCGUUGGGAGCCCGUCGGCGUGCCACUUUUUUGUUUUUGCCCAAGUGCCUGGUGCUUCGCCGACAACAGCUCGCCGUUGGUUUCCGCACGGCGGCGUGUCUUCGAUACUGCUUGUUGCUCUCCCAGAGUGGGUGUAGGUGGCUCCACCCUCAUCCGCCGAUUCGGCGUGGGGCUGAUCGUCGACGUAGAGCGCGGGCUGGUGCUCACGGACCGGUACACGGUGCCACAGCCCCUGGCGGUCGUAGAGCUCACGUUCGCGCAGAUCGUGACCACGGACGCGGUCUGCCUGUUCGUGCACCCCCAGCACAACCUUGUGCUGCUGCGCUACGAUCCCGCCGCCGUCCGAGAGCUCCCCGUCCGCGCGGUGGACUUCUCCGCGGCGGGCGGCGACGGGGCGGAGGCUGAGGAACUCAACAUCGGCGAGGUGCUCCACUUCGUGUCCCUCCACGGCGACCACCGGCUGAGCGCCAAGCGCGUCACCGUGGGCAGCAUCUACCUCAAGGCCUGGGCGUUCGCGGAGCCGCCAGCGUACCGGGAGCGGAACCUCGAGAUCUGCAACCUGAACGACACGCUGCAAGGCCUCGGCGGGCUGCUGGUGCCCUCGGAGGGCGGCGCCGGCGGCGUGCGCGCCUGGUUCGCGCAGUUCCCGGCAGGGAAGAAGCACUACCUGGCGGGCGUGCCCAUCACGGUGCUGACCGGGCUGCUCCGGCCGCUGGGCCUCCUGGGCGGCAGCCCCGGGGCUGGGCCUGGCCCCGCCGGCGGCAUCGCCAGCGUGACUGGCCCGGCUGCCCUGUUCGACGCGCAGGUGCCCGCGAUCGACGUCGAGUUCGAGGAGCUCUCCCUGGCGAAGGCCAGGCGCUAUCACGGCAUGUCGUUGGAGAGCACUCGCGAGCUGGCCGCGAGCUGCUCGGAUGGCCGCCGCCAGGUCCUGAUGGUGUCCCGUGUGACUUCGGGCGGCGCCUGCGACGGGCCCCUCGCGGAGGGCGACGUGGUGCUGAGGGUGGGGGGCAGGCCUGUCACGAGGCCGCAGGAGGUGGAGCGCCUGAUGCAGCAAGCGCACCCCGACAAGAACGGCGGCGCGGUGGUCUGGAAAUUGCUGCGGUCGAAGGUGCAGCAGGAGGCCCUGGUGCAGCCCAGCUGGCGGCGCUCCGACGGCACCUGCCGGCUGCUGGUCUUCCAGGGUGUCGUGCUCCGUCACACGCCGCGGGCGGUCGCGGAGCGGGGCGGCCCGGUGCGGGCGCACACGAGGCUUCCGCGGGACCAGGAUGAGGCCGACGAGAUCUUCGCCCAGGAGCUCCAGCACGCCCCGCCCGACAGCCGGCCCGGGGCCCAGCAGCCGCCGCAGCGGUCCGAGGCGGAGGAGCUGCGCGUCCUCACGCUCAGGCUCCGCCAGCUCCCGCGCGAGGAUCUGCUGCGGCUCUACCGGGGCGAGUUCCAGUGGGAGAAUUUGGCGAGGCAGCUCGAUCAGGCCGCCGCCGCCGCGGCCGCCCGGGAGGCCCGGGCGGCCCAGGGGCCGCCGCGGGCGGCGCCGCCGUAG